Molecule: messenger RNA, 354 nt
Organism: Protopolystoma xenopodis
Lineage: Eukaryota; Metazoa; Platyhelminthes; Monogenea; Polystomatidea; Polystomatidae
Source: the annotation of a GenBank genome assembly
AUGGAUCGCCUACAGGUGGAUAGAGCUCGAAGACUGCGAGUUCACUGUCUACAAGCGUUGAAGUGCAUUUCCAUUUCCAAACUCGACUCGACGUGUAUUCGCGUACUUUCUUUGCAGAAAGAUCGUGGCAUUGCUCAACGCCGGCUGCCUGGCAGAUUGACAUUUAUUGCGUGUCCUCAGAACAGCGCAGAAAAGAGCACACUUCUUUUUAGUGAAGCAGACGACAAUGGGCUCGAGACGAGCAUGGCGCUAGCUGCAGUUGAUCGGGCAGUCGGAGCAUUGUUGUCCAGACACGCGGGACCAUGCAAACGCUGGAACGUCUGGAUGGAUUGCCCAGAUUUGAGACUCCCAUAA